AGUGUUUUGUGCAGGAAUGAAGCCGGGCAGCCUGGGACAGAGUUGAAAACUUGCAAGACGGUGAAAAAAGAAUCGGGGCAAGAAAAGAAAGAAUUAGAGGAGGCAGAGGGGAGGCCGCCGGCAUGGAACUCCUGGAGCAUUAAAGAGGAUGGACUUUCGCCUAUGGAUCGGGGGGCUUCUUGCCCUGCUCAUGCAGGGGGGCUUCUGCACGGAAGUUUGCACCGGCACUGAUAUGAAGCUUUCUCACCCGCUCAGCCAGAGAAUUCAUUACGAGACGUUGCGCACCCUGUAUAAGGACUGCCAGGUCAUUCAUGGGAAUCUGGAGAUCACCUAUAUGAAAGAAGACUACGAUGUCUCUUUCCUGCAGAACAUCAAAGAAGUGCAGGGCUAUGUUUUAAUAGCUUAUAACCUGCUUAAAUUCCUGCCCUUGGAGAACUUGCGUAUUAUUCGUGGUACGCAGCUAUAUCAAGACCGCUACGCUCUGGCUGUGCUCCACAACUCCGGAGGGACAGCGGGGUUACAGGAACUGCGUUUAAGGAGUCUUAUGGAGAUCCUGAAAGGAGGAGUGAUGAUCGUGAAUAACACCGAGCUGUGCUUCCAGAAGACAAUCAACUGGGGUGAUAUCCUGGGUCAGGGCAACGGCCUGCGAGAGGACGUGGUGGUAGAAGCCGGGAAUAGGACGUGUCCUUCUUGCUACCCUGCCUGUGGCUCUUUGGCAUGUUGGGGACAGGGGCUGGAGAACUGCCAGAUCCUAACCAGCACUAUAUGCGAAAGCGGCUGCCAGAGGUGUAAAGGCAACCACUCCACGGACUGCUGCCACGAGCAAUGUGCGGCCGGCUGCACCGGACCCAAGAACUCCGACUGCCUGGCCUGCCGGAACUUCAACCACAUGGGGAUGUGCGAAUUACAUUGCCCUCCUCUCACCAUUUACAACUCCGAGACCUACGAGUCCGUCCCCAACAAAGAUGGCCGCUAUACCUUCGGAGCGGGUUGUGUCACCACCUGUCCGUAUAACUAUCUUGCCACCGAGGUUGGCUCUUGCACUCUCGUUUGUCCCCAAGAUAAUCAGGAAGUGAUUGUGGGAAAUGUCCAAAAAUGUGAGAAAUGUGACAAGCAGUGCAGUAAAGUGUGUUACGGGCUGGGAAUGGACUUUCUAAAGACUGCCCAGGCCGUCACUGCUUCCAACAUCCAUCACUUUCAAGGAUGUACCAAGAUAUUUGGGAACCUGGCCUUCCUCAACGAAUCAUUCCAGGGGGAUUCGGAGGAUCAAAGCUCGGCUUUAACGCUGGAGAACCUAAAAGUCUUUGGGACUCUUGAAGAGAUAACAGGAUACUUAUACAUUGAAUCAUGGCCGGAAGGCACCAGCAGCCUUGGCGUCUUUGAGAACCUGCGCGUGAUUCGGGGACGUAUGCUGCAGAACGGAGCGUAUUCUCUGGUGCUCCGAAACCUUUCCAUCUCAUCAUUUGGAUUACGUUCCCUGACCGAGGUCAGCAACGGGUUGGUGCUUCUUGAAGGCAACGCUAAUCUUUGCUUUCUGGAAACCAUUCCCUGGUCCACCAUAUUCCGGAACCCAAGGCAAACUCUCUUGGAGACGGCCAACAAACCCCAGGAUCUGUGUGCUGAAGACGGACAGGUCUGCUUCCACCUCUGUGCAAACGGCGAGUGUUGGGGUCCGGAGCCUUCCCAGUGUGUUAAAUGCACGAGGUUUCUGCGUGGACACGACUGUGUAGAUUCCUGCAACCUCCUGGAGGGGGAGCAGAGGGAAUACGUUAACGGAAGUCAGUGUAUAUCGUGCCACCCUCAGUGCCUCCCGGUUGAGAAAAACGAGACAUGCUUUGGUCCGGGUGCAGAUCAGUGUACAGAAUGCGCUUUUUACAUAGAUGGCGACAACUGUGUGGAGCGAUGUCCAAGCGGAGUGAAGGGAGAGUCCUUUGUGCCCAUUUGGAAGUAUCCAGACAUAGACGGGAUCUGCCAGCUGUGCCCAGUGAACUGUUCACACUCGUGCUCUCAACUUGAUGACAAAGGAUGUCCCGUUCUCCCAAACAACAGUAACACCUAUGUGAUUGUGGCAGUCGUGGCCAGUAUCUUUCUCCUGCUUACCGUGGCAGUGAUUAUCGGAGGUUGGAUCAAGCGUAAGAAGCGAACGAGGAAGCAUACCAUGCAACGUAUCCUGCAGGAGACCGAGCUGGUAGAACCACUUACCCCAAGCGGGGCUCUUCCCAACCAAGCCCAAAUGAGAAUCCUCAAAGAGACAGAGUUGAGGAAGAUGAAGAUCUUAGGAUCAGGCGCAUUUGGUACAGUAUACAAGGGGAUCUGGAUCCCAGAUGGAGAGAACAUUAAGAUUCCGGUUGCCAUCAAGGUUUUGAGAGAGAACACGUCCCCCAAGGCCAAUAAAGAAAUUCUAGAUGAGGCGUAUGUCAUGGCCGGGGUGGGCAGCCCUUACGUAUGCCGCCUUCUAGGAAUCUGCCUUACAUCUACGGUCCAACUGGUUACUCAACUGAUGCCAUACGGCUGCUUGCUGGAUUACGUGAGGGAAAACAAAGACCACAUUGCGUCAAGAGACCUACUCAACUGGUGUGUCCAGAUAGCCAAGGGGAUGAGGUACUUAGAGGAGGUGCGUUUGGUACAUAGAGACCUAGCAGCAAGAAACGUGCUGGUGAAAAACCCAACCCAUGUCAAGAUAACAGAUUUUGGUCUGGCCAGACUGCUGGACGUGGAUGAAACGGAGUACCACGCAGAUGGUGGGAAGGUCCCAAUCAAAUGGAUGGCGUUGGAGUCUAUUCUGCAUAGAAAGUUCACCCAUCAGAGCGACGUGUGGAGCUACGGUGUAACGGUUUGGGAGCUCAUGACAUUUGGAGCAAAACCAUAUGAUGGGAUCCCAGCCAGAGACAUCCCAGACCUCCUGGAAAAGGGAGACAGGCUCCCUCAGCCACCAGUCUGUACCAUCGAUGUCUAUAUGAUCAUGGUGAAGUGCUGGAUGAUAGACUCAGAGUGCCGCCCCAAGUUUCACGAGCUGGUCCAUGAAUUCUCUCGAAUGGCACGUGAUCCCUCGCGGUUUGUGGUCAUUGAGAAUGAUGACCUUCUAGGUCAGGCAGUACCCGCAACCAGCCAGUUCUACAAUGCGCUCCUGCAAGAGGUUGCGAUGGAUGAUCUGGUGGAUGCCGAGGAAUACUUAGUGCCUCAACAAGGAUUCUUUGGAUCCGCGGAAACUACAUCAGGGAAUCGCAGCCGCAUAUCAUCCACAAGGAGUGCUGAGACACAGAUAAAUCAGGCCUUGCUUGAAGAACCAACCACUACAGUGCCUAUGCCAGCCAGGACAAUGUCACAGGGGUCUGGAGGUAGUUGCUCUGAUGCACCCAGUGAGGGAGACUAUGUGUUUGAGCCGGCACUCCCCAGAGGGAACAGCUUACUGCACAGGUACAGCGAUGACCCAACAGACUUCAAAGAGAAGCCGGUGGAUGAAGAUGGUUUGGAGACAGAUGGCUGCAUCUCCCCCAGGGUCUUCGCGUACCCACCAGAAUAUGUGAACCAAAGAGAGAGAGAAAGAAGCCAAUCGCCGGUAAAGACCCCGAGGACAUCUGUCUCUACUCUAGAGCGGCAAAAAAGUCACCUGUGCAGGAACGGAUUGGUUAGAGAACCAAGGAGCCCCGGAGCAUUAUCAGCUCUGGACAAUCCCGACUACCUUCCCCCACCCAUGCUUCACCUGCCAAACUCCUACACCCAAGCCUUCGAUAACCCUUAUUAUUGGAACCAUGAACUCAACACGGCAAGCGCUCAAGAACAGACCACGGGGGUACCUAAUGGAUUUACUACGCCAACAGCUGAGAACCCAGAAUAUUUGGGUCUGGAUGAGGCGACUACCAGACCUCAGGAUGUGACAGCUUAAUGG
Molecule: messenger RNA, 3889 nt
Organism: Spea bombifrons (plains spadefoot toad)
Lineage: Eukaryota; Metazoa; Chordata; Amphibia; Anura; Pelobatidae
Gene: ERBB2
Product: erb-b2 receptor tyrosine kinase 2
Exons: 27
Coding region: 149-3886 (1245 amino acids)
Biological process (GO): cell surface receptor protein tyrosine kinase signaling pathway; positive regulation of kinase activity; neuron differentiation
Cellular component (GO): basal plasma membrane; signaling receptor complex
Molecular function (GO): ATP binding; transmembrane receptor protein tyrosine kinase activity
Source: RefSeq, a predicted model, not a curated record